GGCAGCCGGUCUGGACGCGGGCGCGGUGGGAGGGGCCGCCAGCCGGUCCCUGUGUUUCCUCUUUCCUUCUUGCGCGGCUCAGCCCUAGCGUGCCCCAGCUGAUGUGCGGCCGCAAGGGUGCCGGUGACUUCCGGGACCCGCUUGUGGAAGCGGUUCAGCGCGCUCCCGGGUGAAAGGUCCCUGACUACGCGAAGCAGAGCCUUUAGGGUUUGUUAAAGUGGAUGCCACAGCGCAGUCCCCUGAUGCAGUCUGAAUCUAGCCGGUGUGACGAGACUCCUUGCCUCUUGUGGGGUUUGGAUCCUGUGUUUGUAGCCUUUGCAAAACUCUACAUCAGGGAUAUCCUGGCCAUGAAGGAAUCCCGCCAAAUGCCAGGUAUCUUUUUAUACAAUGGGCAUCCAAUAAAACAAGUAGACAUCCUGGGAACCGUCAUUGCAAUGAAAGAAAGAGAUACUUUCUACAGUUACGGAGUGGAUGAUAGCACAGGAGUUAUAAACUGCAUCUGCUGGAAGAAGCCAAGCAGUGCCAAGUCUUCACCAGCUGCUCCAGGCUCAGCAAGAGAGCUCAGUGUGAUUUCGAAGCUUGAGAAGCUGCAAGAGACCAUCGAGCAGAGAAGCAGGGUAGAACUUGGGGAUGUUAUCCGAGUCAGAGGCUACCUCCGCACGUACAGGGAAGAGCGGGAAGUUCAUGCUACCACUUACUAUAAAGUGGAUGACCCGAUGUGGAACAUUCAAAUUACAAGAAUGCUUGAGCUGCCUGAUCUCUACAGGAGAGUAUAUGACCAGCCCUUCCACAGCCCGGCCUCAGAGCGAGAAGAGGCAAGCAGCAAUCCAGGUGCUCUGGACCUUGCCAGCCUCACACGUUUGCUGAGUGAAAAAGUGAGAGAGUUCCUCCUGGAAAAGAAAGUGCACACCUUCUACCAGCAGGAGUUGGAAGCGGUGGCCUCCCUGCUGUCCCUUGCCAAUCAGCCUGUGAUUCGUGGCAGCUGCUCCGACCAGAUGGAGUUUAAGAACACCACCACUUCCAAGGCCAUACAUCGCAUAUUUAAGAAUGCUAUACAGCUGCUGCAGGAAAAGGGACUCGUUUUCCAGAAGGAUGGUGGUUUUGACAACCUGUACUAUGUAACCAGAGAAGACCAGGACCUGCAUCGAAGGAUCCACCGGAUCAUUCAGGAAGACUGCCAGAAGCCGAAGCACAUGGAGAAGGGCUGUCACUUCCGGCACAUCUUGGCCUGUGCACACCUGAGCGUCCACCCAGGCCUGAGUGAGGCUGUGCUGCAGCAGGUGCUGGAGCUCCUGGAGGACCGGAGUGACAUCGUGGGCACGGCAGAGCGCUACUACAUGGCCUUCUGAGCAGAGGCCCGUGGAGCGGCCAGGACAAGAAGAGGAUGCACUUAGCCCCGGGCCUGCUGCGAACCUCGAGCCUGAGCUUGCACGUCUGAAGCAGCUGCCUCAUCAUAAACCACCAGCGACGGUCCCUCGGCAGUGAGACGGCAGUGACUCUGAUCUUAGUGGUGACACCCAAGGAAGCUCCUCACUGACCUCCUGGCUGGACUGGGCAUCUCCAGGAGCAGAACAGGAGGAAGUGCUGGUGGCUUCAUCCGUGUGUGGUCACUGACAUGGUAAAGGGACAUCUCAGGAACCGCAGAGCCUACGUCCCGGUCACACAGUUCUAAACACCCUAAGACCCGUGGGGGCUCGGCACCUCCCCAGGGUCUGAAGGCCCUCGGUGCAUUACCCGACACCGUGCCUGCCAGCAGUUCCCUGGCCGGCAAUGAAUGUUAUUCUCAAGGCUGCUGCUGAGUGCGCAGGAGGUGCCCGGACAGGUGCGGGCAUCAGGCUUUUGCUCUGAAUGACAAGGUAGAGAAAAACUACCUGAGGCACAUAGCAAGCUUGUUCUAACAGAAAAAUGACAAAUUCAGCCAGCAAAAAUAAAGUGUGCAGAAAGAUUUGGAGUUAAUUACAGUCAUUUCGCAGACGCGCGUCUGCCUUCGUCUGCUGCUCUGGCUCAGGGCGAUAGAGUCUCCGGCUCAGCUGAGCCCUGCAGGCCCGGAGCUUUCCGCCACGUGUGGACUUGGGCUUUUACUCUGAGGUCAGCCUCCUGGACGUGCAGGCCGAGUGCGGGUGUGGCAGACCACCUGACCCCUGAGUCUUUCUGACUUACCCACGGCUUCUAGGGCUGACUGCCUUCCUUACGUAAGCUCAGAGGGUUUUGGGGAGAGGACUAGGAUCAGAGCCAGCUGUGUUUUGCACAGAGUUUUACCGCGGUCCUCCCCACUUUUUGAGACAGGGUAGCUGGGGUUACAGGAGUGUGCCACCAUGCCUGGCUCAGCCUGGGGCCUGGAGGAACAUCCCAGCAGGCUUCCCUCAGGACCACCGGCUGACUGAGAUUGAAUCCAUCGUUGACUACAGGACUUCUAGGAGGGAGUCUGGAAUCAGAAGGAGAAAGGGCAGAUCCUGCCACAGAGCAGCCUCAUCCCAGGGUCUCACAUCACGGCUGUGAAAGUGAAAGCACAAGAUGCUCACUGCCGUGCAGUGCAGAAUUCUGCAGUCGGGGACAGUGUGUGAGGGACGUUAAUGAUAGUCCAAGUACAUAACGAAAUACUACACAGUCACUAACAGGAUGGCACUAUUGCCACGAGCCCUUCUCCCAGGAGAUGGAAGGGAAGAAAAGGGAGGCGGAGAGCUAUUGCCUUAAAUGCUGUGUGCAUACGCACCCCUGAGUAAUGUGUUUCUGUGUGUUUGUGCCUAAAUGUGGCGCCCUGGCUCGAGAGGGGCGGUGUACAAUGGAUGUGAAUGACAAUUCUUAUUCUUAAUGUAAAUCUGAAUGCAUCAGAGCCUUAAUCUGGGUACUGCACGCCAUGUAAUUCUGAGUCAUAGAGCAUUUAAAACUAUGUAACCAAACUAAUUGCCAGCGAGUCC
Molecule: messenger RNA, 2918 nt
Organism: Fukomys damarensis (Damara mole-rat)
Lineage: Eukaryota; Metazoa; Chordata; Mammalia; Rodentia; Bathyergidae
Gene: Stn1
Product: STN1 subunit of CST complex
Exons: 10
Coding region: 222-1349 (375 amino acids)
Biological process (GO): nucleotide-excision repair; telomere capping; double-strand break repair via homologous recombination
Cellular component (GO): CST complex; chromosome, telomeric region; DNA replication factor A complex
Molecular function (GO): single-stranded telomeric DNA binding
Source: RefSeq, a predicted model, not a curated record